GCUCGCGAUAACAGCUGUGUGUUCGUGCGUCUGUGUGUGUGCGCUGAGGUGAACGGACACUUGAGUGUCCCCCGGCAAACAGCGGCCGCAGCGCGCGCCAGUGUCCGCUCGUCUCUCCGGUUGCUGGGCGCCAAGACAAACUCGCGCUGUGUUUGAGCAGAACACUAUUACACACGCGCGCGUAAAUAUUUGCUCAGAAAACAGACUCCCCACGAGCGAUGGGUAUAAAUGAGCAAACCGAUAAUUAUCCAUAACGCGAAACGGACGGCAAGACUUCACGAGCGACAUCCAUCCAGCAUUACACGGAUGGCAGCAAGUGUUAUCAGGACACUGAAUAAUUUGGGUUUCGCAAAACCCUUCCCUCCCUGCUUCUUUCCUACUGAGGAUGAGGAGGAGACUGAAGAGGAAUACGAAGAGGAGCUGAGAGAGGACAGUCUGGAGGAGGAAGAGGAUGGAGUCGCCAGUGAGUCUCAAGAGGAAGAGCCGUGGAGUUUUGAUCCCUCCCCCAAUAACGCUGAGAUGACCAACCGGCUCCUGCGGUUCGCUGAGCUCAUCAGCAACGAUGUCCAGCGAUACUUUGGCCGAAGCCAAGACCCUGAUGCCUGUGAUAUUUAUGCAGAGAGACCGUGUCCAAAAGUCGGGGGCCGCCAGCGAUACUAUGCUGACUUCAUCAAAGUAGCAUCAUCAGGGCAGGCCGAGGAGCCUGAGUCCCUCGGGCCCCUCGCAGAGCUCUUUCAAGAUGCUCAAAGGAAAGGCCAGGGUUUGCCCAUGAGCCAACGGUGUCUGCCGGUCAGCUUCUGGACGGAGCCUUUCCCACACCAACUCGAUGUGUUAAGUGAUACCAACACGCAAGAGAACUCGCUCAGUGUGAUGGACACUUCAGAGAGCUCCGUCAGCAUCAGCAUGUUCAGUAACACGAGUGUUUGCACCAUGACCAGCUCCAGUGUCUCAGGGACUCUCAGCAGCUCCAGCACGCUAGACUUCAGUGAUUUACUCGCUCACUGGGCCGUGGACAGAGAGAAUCCCACUGAGUUUAACUGUGACUACACGCUAUCAUAAACAAUCAUU
This is a messenger RNA of Rhinichthys klamathensis goyatoka, 1068 nucleotides long. Its product is annotated as protein PERCC1. The coding region runs from base 229 to 1059 and encodes 276 amino acids. NCBI's taxonomy places the organism in Eukaryota, Metazoa, Chordata, Actinopteri, Cypriniformes, Leuciscidae. The record is from RefSeq and is a predicted model, not a curated record. The transcript has 2 exons.